This is a messenger RNA of Salvia miltiorrhiza (redroot sage), 1253 nucleotides long. Its product is annotated as 14-3-3-like protein B. Gene Ontology annotation, cellular component: cytoplasm. The record is from RefSeq and is a predicted model, not a curated record. The transcript is spliced from 4 exons. Gene Ontology annotation, biological process: signal transduction. The coding region runs from base 220 to 1002 and encodes 260 amino acids. Lineage: Eukaryota; Viridiplantae; Streptophyta; Magnoliopsida; Lamiales; Lamiaceae.
AAACAAAUUAAUUAGUCUGUCAUAGAAAAGUAAGAAAAAUAUGAAAGGAUGAUGAGCCCCAGGACUAGGGAAAUGAUGAGCGUAUAUUCAGCGUGACCUCUAACAUUCCUUAAUUCCCUCUCUCCCUCUCAUCUCCAUUGUAUUUAUAGUUGGCGCGGAUGGUGACUUGUAGCUUCCCACACCCCGUUGGAUAUUUUUGGCAGAUCUGAGAUCGACGUCAUGGCGGAGGCAUCGCGCGAGGAGAACGUUUACAUGGCGAAGCUGGCGGAGCAGGCCGAGAGGUACGAGGAGAUGGUGGAGUUCAUGGAGAAGGUGUCCGGAUCGCUGCCGGAGAAGGAGGAGCUGAGCGUGGAGGAGCGGAACCUGCUGUCGGUGGCGUACAAGAACGUGAUCGGGGCGAGGCGGGCGUCGUGGCGGAUCAUCUCCUCCAUAGAGCAGAAGGAGGAGUCCAAGGGAAACGAGGACCACGUGGCCACCAUCAAGAGCUACCGCUCCAAGAUCGAGAAGGAGCUCUGCAACAUCUGCGACGGCAUCCUCAAGAUGCUCGACGACCGCCUCGUGCCUUCCGCCUCCUCCGGCGACUCCAAGGUCUUCUACCUCAAGAUGAAGGGAGACUACCACAGGUACUUGGCUGAGUUCAAGACCGGCGCUGAAAGGAAAGAGGCCGCUGAGAGCACUCUCUCUGCUUACAAGGCUGCUCAGGACAUUGCUAACACCGAGCUGGCCCCCACGCAUCCAAUCCGACUUGGAUUGGCUCUCAACUUCUCUGUUUUCUACUACGAGAUUCUCAACUCCCCAGACCGCGCUUGUAGUCUUGCAAAACAAGCCUUUGAUGAAGCGAUUGCUGAGUUGGAUACCUUAGGCGAGGAGUCCUACAAAGACAGCACCUUGAUCAUGCAGCUCCUUCGCGACAACCUCACUUUAUGGACCUCCGACGUGCAGGAGGAAGGAGCUGAUGAGAUAAAGGAAGCCCCCAAAGCUGAAGAAGGACAGCAGCAGUGAGGAGCUCCUACUAAAUUAAGUGUCGAUCACCAUUGGAGGUUGAUAUGAUCACUAGUUUGUUUGGUGUUAUUUCAUUAUUAUUGUACAACUUUAAAUUUCCGUUUUAGCUGCUGUUUCUGGUUUGUAGGAGUCAUUUAGUUUCUUGGCUAUGCCAAGUUAUAUAUAAACUUCUCAUGAAGUAUCUCAUAACUGCAACUGUUUUUUUUCUAAUGAUGAACUUCGAAGAGAGGGUACUGGGAGUCCUUCCUGCA